UCCCAAACGCGUUUAAAAUUAUUCAGUCUCAAGGGUCAGCUAACUUUCAAAUAUUUUGGAAGUGCAAGUUCAAAGUAUGCCACAAAAGAGCCGUAAACGCAUAAUAGGACUAGAAGAAUAUCCUGAAGUUUCCAAAAUUUUUGACCACAAUGAAAACAGUCAGAUGGAAUUAACGAAAUGGUUGUGUAGAAAUAGUAAAGAUGUUAUUUAUAUUAAUUCAGAAUCUUUAACAGCAAAAAAAUUAUACGAAUUACGGAAUAAAAAUACUUGGCUUUCUUCUGAUCACAUAAAUGCCUAUCUUUCUUAUUUGAGUACGAAAUUUCAUCACGUAUAUUCUCUUUCGUCCUUUUUUUAUACAAAAUUAACAAAGGCUGGAUAUUCUUCUGUCGUACGUUGGACAAAAAGAACACAAAUUUCUCAAAAGAAAAUUAUUUUUGUCCCAAUCAACUUGCAUCAAUCACAUUGGAUUUUGGCUGCAAUAUUUAUGAAGGAUCCAUAUAGAAUUGCUGUCUUGGAUUCUUUAGGGUCAAUAUCAAAUGAUUACGCUAUUGCUAUUGGAAAGAACCUUGUUAAGUGGUUGAAUGAUGAAUAUCGUAAUAAAUGUAAUUCAAAUGAAAUUGGAGAUCAAAUUAAAGUCGUUUUAGAUAUAAUGUUUCUAAAUGAAGAGCCUCCACAAGUGGAUGGACAUUCUUGUGGUGUAUUUGUAUGUUUAUUUGCAAGAUUAAUUGCGGAGAAUAUUGAGAAGGAUAAGAUCAAAUAUAUUGCUAAAUUUGAAGAAGUUAUAGAAAAAUUUAGAAAGGUCAUAUCCAUAGAGUUAUGGGAAUAUGCAAACGAAAAGUAAACAUAAGCGUAACAAAUUCAGUAAGAAAAUUACUAACCAUUAUAGAUUUAUUUUCUUUUUUUUAGUAAUCUAUUUUAGCCAAUGCUCACGUUACAAUCUUUAGAAUAGAAAAUACAUUCUUCAUGAAUUAUAAGGAUUUUGCUUCAGGAUUGUAGUACAAUCCACCGUUUCACCUUCAUAUUUAGAUAUAUACUCCUCAUAUUCAAAAAUUUUUACGAUAUUGACACCAGGGAUAUUUAAUAAUCAUCUGUUACUUUUACAAUAUUAAUACUAAGUAAUAAUUUCUUUCAACAAACUAGCUAGUGUAAUUUUUAUAAUUUUAAUAUAAUAAAUUAGAUACGUUCGGCUAUUCUUCCUAGUCGUU
Messenger RNA from Rhizophagus irregularis DAOM 181602=DAOM 197198, 1205 nucleotides. RefSeq lists its product as uncharacterized. Gene Ontology annotation, molecular function: deSUMOylase activity. Gene Ontology annotation, biological process: protein desumoylation; proteolysis. The record is from RefSeq and is a predicted model, not a curated record. NCBI's taxonomy places the organism in Eukaryota, Fungi, Glomeromycota, Glomeromycetes, Glomerales, Glomeraceae. Gene Ontology annotation, cellular component: nucleus.